Molecule: messenger RNA, 969 nt
Organism: Rhizoctonia solani
Lineage: Eukaryota; Fungi; Basidiomycota; Agaricomycetes; Cantharellales; Ceratobasidiaceae
Product: Retrotransposable element Tf2 protein
Exons: 1
Coding region: 1-969 (322 amino acids)
Biological process (GO): DNA integration
Molecular function (GO): nucleic acid binding
Source: RefSeq, a predicted model, not a curated record
AUGCAUAUAUCCAUAAAUCUUCAUGAAAAUAGCGCAUAUAUUCACUAUUUCUUCAACUUAGCGGAUUCUAAGGUGGUCACGCCUCUAGGGCAUGACACCGGAAAGUUCCUGAGAGCACUCUACCAGCGGCUUGGGGUCAAACCAGCAUUCUCCUCUGCAUACCAUCCUGAAUCAGAUGGACAAACAGAAAGGGUGAACCAGUUUAUUGAAUUCUACCUCCAGUCCUAUGUGGCCGCUGAUCAUUCAGACUGGACCACUUGGUUACCUUUGGCAGAAUAUGCAUACAAUAAUGCCAAACACACGUCUGCAGGAAAGGCCCCCUUUGAGUUGGUCUAUGGAAGAAAUCUGGUAAUGAACCCAUCCAACAUGCCAUCCAAUGUUCCAGAGGCAGACCAAGUAGCCAACACCCUGGCCAAGGAGUGGAAAGAAGCCAAAGCAGCCCUUAGGAUGAGCAAGGAAAGGAUGACCAGAGACAAAGGAACAACCCUGGAAUAUUCAGUUGGCAAAAAAGUAUGGCUAGACGGAAAAAAUGUGGAACUCAGGACCAAUUCUAAUAAGUUGGAUCCUAAACAACUAGGUCCCUUUGAAAUCACAGAAAAGCUUUCCAGCCAUGCCUACCACCUGAAACUCCUGGAAACUCUGAAAAUUCACAACAUGUUCUAUGUAGGGUUGCUGUCUAAAACCCACAAAUCCCCUAAUCAGCUGUUCCCAGAACACCCCCCUCCUGAAACAAUAGAAGGGGAGGAGGAGUACAAAGUAGAGCAAAUUAUUGAUUCCAAAAGACAACAGGGAAAAUGGUUCUAUUUGAUCAAAUGGAAAGGAUAUGGCCCAGAAGACAACUCAUGGGAACCUGAAGAACUGCUGAAGCAUAGUCAGGAAGAGAUCAGCCGCUUCAACAAGUCACAACUAAAAAGGCUUGUGAUUCCACCAAGAGCCUUUAAGGGGGGGGGCAAUGUUAUAACCUCCUAA